AUGACUUACAACCUCUCACCCAAGAAGAUAGUUUCAACACUUUCGGAAGUAGAUAAGUUAAAGAGAGAGAAUAAAGUGCUUUACAGUAUCGAGUUCAAGUAUGGCGGUAAACCUGUGCGAGCCUGGACCAUACGGCAUGGAAAUAAAUCUGAUCAGGAAGGUUUAUUUACAAAAAUAUUGAAAAAUCUGCUUAAUAUACAGAAUGAAUUAAAGGCCCAACUUAAAGUUCUCAGAAAGAAAAAGGAAUAUAUGGGGAAAGUUAAAAGUAAAAUGGAUUCAACUGGCAGAUCUUUCCUGGUAGUGGACGCAAUCAAAGAUGUUCUAUCCUCUGUAAAAAAUACUGAGAGGCACGCAGAGAUGACCAAGAUCCUAAAAUAUAGUUCUAUUUGUUUUGAAUACAAUUCUUUAAAUUCGAAGCAGAAGGCGAUUAAAUUAUAUAUGAAUUCGUUCUAUGGUGUGACCGGCCAAAGUGAUUCCCCGUUCUAUACACUAGCACUUGCUGGUGGUGUUACUUCAGCUGGGCGAGAGAAUAUCAAACUUGUCGCAGAAUUCGUGAAAAAAAAGGGCUUUGGGAUAAAAUAUGGUGAUACUGAUUCCCUAUAUCUCACUUGCCCAGAUUCUUGUUAUGAGAAAUGUGAUCUGGCCUACAAUGGCGGGAAAGGCACAAUUUUGAAACUAGAGUACUGGACCGAAAUGGUCACAAUUACUAAGGGCGUAAUGGAGAAAUUGCGUAAUAAAGUAAACAGUUUUCUUAGGCUAAAAACCAGAUCGGGUUAUCUCGAAAUGGCUUAUGAAGAAGUGCUAUUCCCAGUAGUCUUCACUGGGAAGAAAAAAUAUUUCGGCACCAAGCAUGAAGAUGCAGUAAAUUUCAGUCUGGAGGAUCCUUUCAUAAGAGGAAUUGAUACUGUAAAACAAGGCAAAUCCCAGCUUUUCAAAACCAUAGGGGAUCGGAUUAUGAAUGAAGUUAGGAAUAUCAACAACGAGCACUCUCUCCAUAAAAUUGUUGAGGACGUUCUUAGGGACGCUAUAAUUAAUACUGAGCAAUGGAAUUUUGAACAGUUUAUAGAGACUGAUGCAUGGAAACCUGAUGUAAAUAAUAUUAGCGUCCAACGUUUUAUAGGAAGAAUGAGAGAAAAAUAUGAUAGUAAAAUUCCGAUACCAGGUGAACGCUUUAGUUAUGUAGUAACCCAUCCCGAUACUACCUUCGAUUUACAUGGUAAAAAGUUAAAACCAACUAAAGGCGAAAAAAUGGAAUUCGCCGAUGUAGCUAAGGAAUUGGGAAAGGAACUAGAUUUAUACCAUUAUUUCGAAAAAAUUAUUAUUGGCCUCUGUGCCCGAUUUAUCAUGUAUGACAAGAAGUAUGAGCCAGAACCCUCAAUCAAUGGUGUUACUUCCAAGAUGAUGGAAUCUCGUGGGAUUGCUUAUAAGCGUGCUUACAGAACUGUGGUCAAAAAGGCACAAGAAAUGUUGUAUCAAAAGAUAGGGUACUUAUACGAAAUAUUUCAUGGCGAAUGGCUUAGCUACGAGAUUUUCAUGGUAAGUAACCCUAUUGAGGUAUUAUGGGAGAAAUUUAUGAAAUGCGCUAGGAAAAUUUUAAAAGAUAAAAACCUCUCGGUAAAUGACGAAAUGAAGGAAAAAAUAUACUCUGAUUUUGCUCGAUAUCCUAGCGAGCUUGCAAAGUGUAUUGAAGAGUAUAAUUUAUUCUUUCACAAAUUGGUCUAUCAUAUGCAUUACAAAGAGCAUGUGUCAAUUCCAGAAGAAAUCGGACCAGUUUCAUCCAUGCGAAAAAAUGAGAUAAUUGCUGACCUACCUUCCUUACCUCACAUAUCAGAAAUUGGGGCACUAGAUGAGAUUAGUAAUUUAUGGUAUUUCCAUCUUGAGGAUGUGACCGAGCCGGAGGCAGUAAAGCAAAGCACUUAA
Molecule: messenger RNA, 1920 nt
Organism: Rhizophagus irregularis DAOM 181602=DAOM 197198
Lineage: Eukaryota; Fungi; Glomeromycota; Glomeromycetes; Glomerales; Glomeraceae
Source: RefSeq, a predicted model, not a curated record